Penicillium soppii is the source of this 2385-nucleotide messenger RNA. Its product is annotated as Ribosomal protein S18. The coding region runs from base 1 to 2385 and encodes 794 amino acids. The transcript has 5 exons. Lineage: Eukaryota; Fungi; Ascomycota; Eurotiomycetes; Eurotiales; Aspergillaceae. Gene Ontology annotation, cellular component: cortical actin cytoskeleton; ribosome. Gene Ontology annotation, molecular function: structural constituent of ribosome; actin filament binding. The record is from RefSeq and is a predicted model, not a curated record. Gene Ontology annotation, biological process: translation; positive regulation of actin filament depolymerization; actin filament depolymerization.
AUGUCCUUGAAUAUUUUUUCUUCACCCUCAUUGUUGCGCAAUGCUGCGACAACCGCCAGUGCUGGUCUGUCACUAUGUCGCUGGAGCUCGACUGCUGCCAUCAGCGACUUCACUUCACAGCGCCGCACAACUUCGCACACCGACAUGGGCAGCCGGCGCCGGGUUGUCAACCGGGUAACCAGUCGCUCGAGGUUCCUUGAGGACCACAAGGCAAACAGCGAGAGCCGAGCCCUUGAGAAAUAUCAGACUCGCGAUUACAAGCCCGGAGACAUCUACGCCCCCCACGAUCUCAGCCCGUUGGAGAUGAGGAAAUGGGGAAAACGCCAAAGCCCUAAGACGGAUGCUUUUGACGCAUUGAACUUGAAUCCAUUGGAUAUGUACAAGAACUUUGCUGUCAUGUCCGAAUAUAUGACUUCCAUGGGCCGCAUCAAGCCUCGAACUGAGACUGGUUUGCGACCUGUCAACCAACGCAAGAUUGCCAAAGCUCUCCGCCGAGCCAUUGCACUGGGCCUUAUGCCCAGUGUUCACCGACACCCGGAGAUUCUCGCAUAUGAGAUGCGGGCUAAGUCUAUUUGGGCUGCUAGCCCGUCCACCACCCGCGGCCAGCCCACCCAGCUUUCUUCUGAUGCCAAAGGCGAGCGAUUGGCAUAUGCAUCCAACAAAUCUAUCUUCCUGCGUUCAAUUGAUGACCCCGCGGUUGCAAGACAGUACACCGAACACAAGGCGCAAACAACGGUCGCACGGUUCGCCCCUUCUGGCUUCUACGUUGCAAGUGGUGAUGCCGCUGGAAUCGUGAGAGUAUGGGACUGUGUUGGCGAAGGAAUCACCAAGGGCGAAUACAGUAUUGUCAACGGUCGAAUCAAUGAUUUGGCCUGGGACGGCGACUCCCAGCGCAUUAUUGCCGUCGGUGAUGGCAAGCAGCGAUUUGGACACUGCAUCACCUGGGAUAGUGGAAACACUGUUGGUGAAAUCACUGGUCACACCCACCAGCUCAACACUGUGUCGAUUAGGCAGCAGAGGCCUUUGCGUGCCGCUACUGCGGGCGAUGACAGGAAGACAGUUUUCUACCACGGAGCGCCUUUCAAAUUCAACAAUGGUAUUGCUGAUAAGCACUCAAACUAUAUUUACGGAGUAGGCUUCAGCCCAGACGGUUCGCAUCUGGUCAGUGUUGGCGCAGACCGGAAGAUUUGGCUCUACGACGGCAAGACGGGCGAGACCAAGGGUCAAAUUGGCGAAGGAGAGCACACCGGCAGUAUCUUCGGUGUGUCAUGGGCCAAAGACUCGCGCAAGUUUGUGACUGCCAGUGCAGACCGGACUGUCAAGAUCUGGGACGUGGAGGCCGGUAAAGCGACACAGACCUGGACCUUGGGAGAGGAGGGUGCUAUGGCUGUUCGUGACCACCAAGUUGGCGUGGUCUGGCCCCAUGGAAGAAGCGAUGACCUGCUCAUCAGUUUAUCUCUUAGCGGAGACCUGAACUAUCUGGUCGAAGGGACUCCUAAGCCCCGCCAGGUCAUUUCGGGCCACCAGAAGAGCAUCACCUCCUUGAACCAGACUACCGUUGACAACAAGGAGACUCUAUGGACAGGCAGCUUUGACGGAAGAGUCUGCAGCUGGGACGUGUCGACAGGAUCGGUCGAAGAGAUCGAAGGAGAAGCUCACCCCGGUUACGUCGCUGGGCUUGCAGCGACAUCAGAGGGAUCUGGUAGAAUUUACAGUGUCGGCUGGGACGACACCCUCCGAUCUGUCGAUGCCGCUGCUAAGACUUACACUGGUAGCGCCUCAAAGCUCAACGGACAGCCAAAGGGUGUUGCAGCUGGGGACACGACGGUUCUGGUUGGUGAGUCCGAAGCUGUCGAAAUUUUCCAGGAUGGCAAGAAGACUGGAGAAUAUAAAACAGACUUUGCAGCCACCACCGUAGCCGCGCAUGGUACCAUGGCAGCAGUUGGAGGCGAGAAUGGAUCGGUACAGAUCUGCGCCAUCUCAAGCUCCAGACUUUCUCCGCGGGCAGAUAUCAAUGCCUCUCGCAACCCGAUUUCUUCUCUUGCCUUCUCCCCAGACGCGUCCCACUUGGCAGUUGGUGACUUGCGUGGACGUGUGCUUGUUUUCAAGGUUUCAGAUGGCAGUUUGGUGACGGACCGCUGGACGGCUCAUACGGCACGAAUCACAUCACUUGCCUGGAAUGCAGCUGGAUCACAUGUUGUGAGUGGAUCGCUAGACACAAACAUCUUUGUUUGGAGCUUGGCCAAGCCAGGAGACUGGAUUGAACUGCAAAAUGCUCACAAGGAAGGUGUUCAUGGCGUGGGAUGGGUUGCAGAAGGUUCAAAGAUCAUCUCAGCCGGUGCAGAUGCAGCGGUGAAGGUUUGGAAAGUCGAAGGCCUACAAUAA